AUGGCUUCGAUAAAGUCUGCUGCGUUUGUUGUGGCUCUGGCGAGCGCAGUGCAAGCUUCUCUCUACGGUGAAAGCAAUCAGAACCACACUUGCAUCCUUGAUCCCGCUGUCCUCUCCUGCUCCCCGCAGGCCACUCCCGACCAAGUCGACAGCUGUUGCACCGAGACUUUUGGUGGUCUUUUGCUCAGCACACAGUUCUGGGAUACGUACACUGGACUCGAAGCUCAAGGCCAAAAGCUACCACCCAACACUUGGACGCUCCAUGGACUUUGGCCCGACUUUUGUUCCGGAGACUUCACCCAGUAUUGCGAUUUGACUCGUCAAUAUGACCCAGCUCCUUCGCCCAAUACCACGAAUGGUUUGCCGAACGGCACUGUUGUACCUCCUUACACUGGGCCCAACAUUGGCACGUUUCUCGAGCCCUUCGGACGGUACGACUUGCUGGAUUGGAUGAACACUUAUUGGAUCAACCAAGGUGGUCCAAAUCACGACUUCUGGGGGCACGAAUUCUCCAAACACGGCACGUGCUACUCGACCUUCGAUCUGCCUUGCUACGGGCCUGAGUACGUCGAACACGAAGACGUGCUGGAUUUCUUCCAGACGGCUAUCAAGUAUUACAAGCGAUUGCCGACGUGGGAGUGGCUGAACGAGGUCAAGAUCGUUCCCAGCAAUAGCACGACCUACUCGUUGAGUGACAUUCAGGGUCAGUUGGCGAAGAAGUACGGUGCAGUCCCGUAUAUCGGGUGUACAGGACCAAAGUAUAAUACCACGGCAGAAGGAAUUGCGGCAAAUAGCACUGACAGCGGCCGCACCGUCAUUGAUGAAGUGUGGUAUUACAUGCAUGUUGUCGGGCGUCCUCAAGACGGCAAUUCCAUCCCGGUCAAUGCCACGAGCCCAAACACCAGCUGUGCAACGGCUAAAGGUGCCAUACACUACUAUGAGCGUACGCCAGGCUCAGUUCAGGGAAGCUGA
Molecule: messenger RNA, 972 nt
Organism: Fonsecaea multimorphosa CBS 102226
Lineage: Eukaryota; Fungi; Ascomycota; Eurotiomycetes; Chaetothyriales; Herpotrichiellaceae
Exons: 4
Coding region: 1-972 (323 amino acids)
Biological process (GO): RNA catabolic process
Cellular component (GO): extracellular region
Molecular function (GO): ribonuclease T2 activity; RNA binding
Source: RefSeq, a predicted model, not a curated record